UGCCCCAUUCGUUCCAUCUGCACUUGCAACCGCUCUGCAGUCAAGAUGAAAUUCACUAUCGUUGCUACCGUCCUUCUUGGACUUGUGCUGACUCCAGCUCUUUCCCAGUUCCAAUUUCAGGAUGUGAAAGUAAAUAGGAGGCAUUUCCCUAAGACAGUCACCAUCAAUGUUGGCCUCGGCUUCCAAACACUGACCAUCGAUAGAAACUCCCUUGUUGCUAUCAUUGAGGCAAAUUCAGCUGAGAAUGCAUGGACAACCGUUUGGAACUACGGAACUGGCUACAUUGCAACCAAACUUGCACGAGAGGGAGUCUGCUAUGUUUCUGCAAUGAACAGAGUCCUGAUGCCUGCUCUUGACUCAAUUGCUGUCCUUGCUGAACAGACCAACAACGUGAAAGGAGAAAGCGUGCUCUCAAGGUCAAUCAGAUACGUCGUCUCCAGAAGACAGGCUCGUGAACUCAGGUCUUACGGAAACGACAUCUUCGCUCUCUGCAGUGGACUCCCAACCUUCGUUGCUUUCGAAGAGUCACAGCAGGAGGGUGGAAACCAGAUUUUCUACAACCAAGACGCAUGCUACAGACUUGAUGUCCUGAAUCUUUUGGGUCUUGACUACUGCCGUGCUGGCAAAGUUUGAACACCAUGCCUUUCCUGAACCUAGUAUCAACGCCCGAUAGCUGAACAAAGCCAUCCCUGAUACUAUUCUUCCCUGACAUCAUGUCUUUUGAGAGUUUUGUUCUUCAUGAUUCAGAUGUUGUAAGAGAUCAGUUGGUGAUAGUACCUUUCAAAUAAACACUUUUAGCAUGAA
Messenger RNA from Coturnix japonica (Japanese quail), 804 nucleotides. RefSeq names its product gastrokine-1. NCBI's taxonomy places the organism in Eukaryota, Metazoa, Chordata, Aves, Galliformes, Phasianidae. The record is from RefSeq and is a predicted model, not a curated record.